ACAAGUUACAUUCUGCUUUUUCCUCCUUGCCGUGACGAGAGUUGUUUGGCAUGGGCCAAAAAUUUUCUUAGCUGUUUACAAGAACUUUUUGUUAUCGAUAGAAUUUCGUUUUUGUUAAUGUUGCUCAACAAAACGUUUUCAUCAUGCACUCUUUCACAUAGCUUCACAUAUUCUUGAAUUAUAUCCAUUUCGAACUGGUUCCGACUUGGAGGAAAAUUUUCCCGUCGGUAAACCUCUACCGCCAGUUUUAUGUGCUAAGGCCGUGGGAGGUUUGUGCACCUCGUGUUGUGUCUUUCUUCUUCACAACACAGCAACGAAAAGCGUCAGAUUUCGAUUCGCUAACGAGCUUUUAUACAGCUUCUCUGCAAAUGACAGAAAAUUAUGGACCCUCUGUCUUGCUGAUGAGUAUAAUACUGAUUGCGGAAAUUUUAUCUAGAUCGUGUUUUCUAUUUUCAACACCACAUUAGAUAACAUGCCUGCUUACAGAAGUUCUUUUCAUAAAAGGCAAAUCGUUCAAGAUGUUGCUGCGAUAUGUCCCAGUUUGUCUUGCGUCCACGACACUAAGUGGCCGGCUUUUGUCUCUAACGAAUUUUCAGUUGCAACACAAAGCAUUGUUUACAUUUAAGGGGGCGCUCUCGCAUGAAUUAUCUUCCUGAAAAAGCGCAGCUGGACUUUGUACGUCACAGAAUGCGCUUAAAAUCGUUUCCACCAUUUGAGAACGACGAGUACCAGUACAGACUCUCGCAUAACUCCGCUUAAUUGCUGGUAUUUUGACUGCGAAAAAAACUACCUCAGAGAUAAAAUAUUGUUCUUUAUACAUUGUUGAUCUGUUCCACAAAGGAAUCAUAUAUGGCAGGAAAAAGAGAAAGCUUGGAGCGGAAAGCGAAUCGAGACGAAAACUGGGCAGCACCUGCACAGCAAAAUCAUGAUGACUCGAGGCAAACAGUUCUGCUCCUUGGAGAAAAUCUUCACGCGCCGAACAAAAACGAGCCACGCUACAUUGUGGAGUCCGACAAAAUAAAGGCUGAAGAGGUUAAUAACUCGGAUUCUGAGACACAAUUCUCUGCCACUAGAACGUAUUACAACACAGGUAGGACUGGGGUUGAAAACCACCAACAAGCUUUCCAAUCCUCCGCAAACCAGGGUAACCACGGGCAAAUUGCCCACGCACCUCCGACUCAGGGGUUAGGGAGAGGGGACCAAAAUCAGAAUUACCCCUCAUGGCCAGCACCGCGUGGUCUUAUCGGCGUUAUACCUCCCAGGGAGCUAAAUAUGAGACCAGGGGAAGACGAUGCAGACAACUCACCGAACUAUCGCCGUAUGGCUGUUUGCCAAGAGACAGACGGUGCUUUGGGCCAGAGGACAAAAAUGCGCGUCUACAUGAAGCGUUUUUGAAAUUUCAGAAAUGAUGUCUUCGAACAAGAGGAAGUUGGAUUCAGAUGCAGUAUUGUGUAGCGAUCAGAAAUUCAUAUAGAUUCGUCUUUGGUGAUGCAUUUAAACUCGCGAAUCUUUCGUUGACAAAACUGUUACCGUCAGCGAAAGAUUAGUCAAGGAUCGUCUCAUUUCUUCUUAUAAAGCCUUUCGUUGAUUUCGUCGCAACUAAUUUUAGUGCACCUGUUUGUCUGAGUUUGACACUCCCUUUUAAGCCAGACAUAUCUACUGAUCUUAUAUUAGCCUACGGUUAUUUGAAACAAAAGUUCAUUGUUACGAUUUAUUAGCAAAGUAAGCUUAAGUUGGCCUGAAAGAAACCAUUAGGAAAGUUAUGUUGCGCACGUCAGAGCAAGUGAUUCGAACCCUUGUUUACGGGCGCUCAACUUAACUUUUAUCCUCGUUUCAUGUCGCUCGCAGUCUUUCCUCAAAAGAUAACUCUGAAAGAGGCUCGUAUGGAUAACCCACGAUUUGGCCCUCCCUUUCAUAAAAGAAAGGAACCUUCGUGAAAGCAGAGAUCUAAUUACCCUCCCCUAAAUGUGUAGAACACAAGGUCAACCGUCCAAUGAUCACCAGACAGUGAAUUAGAGGUCUGAACUCAAUGGUCGUGCAAGUUUAGGCGGUUUUACCCAGUCUAACUUGCCACUGGACAAACUUUAACACCGCAGUGAAUGUUUUCAUACUACUACAGAUGUAUAAAAACACAAACAGGCGAAAAGGGUACAGAAAGUAGAACCGUCGCAAUUGAGCUAAAUUUUCAGAGUGCUGGCCAUACUGUAUAACUGUAUGGAGGCGUCAUUUGUAUUGCCCGAAAAUAUCCAUGUUCGUGUGGUUGUCGUUUUAGGAAAUAAAUAAAAAGAAAAAACUGUUGCACUGGAAAUUUGAGGUUUCAAGAGGCAUAAAAAACAA
Pocillopora damicornis (cauliflower coral) is the source of this 2337-nucleotide messenger RNA. RefSeq lists its product as uncharacterized. NCBI's taxonomy places the organism in Eukaryota, Metazoa, Cnidaria, Anthozoa, Scleractinia, Pocilloporidae. The record is from RefSeq and is a predicted model, not a curated record.